Talaromyces marneffei is the source of this 258-nucleotide messenger RNA. RefSeq lists its product as uncharacterized. NCBI's taxonomy places the organism in Eukaryota, Fungi, Ascomycota, Eurotiomycetes, Eurotiales, Trichocomaceae. The record is from RefSeq and is a predicted model, not a curated record. The transcript is spliced from 2 exons. The coding region runs from base 1 to 258 and encodes 85 amino acids.
AUGGAUUCGACGAUUGCGCAACCAUUAAAGCUUCAAUGCGGCCUUGCACUCAAAAACCGCUUGGUCAAGGCUGCUAUGGCUGAGGGCAUGGCGGAUAAUAACGGUCUUCCGACCAUCAGCCACAACAAUGUCUACAGGGAAUGGGGGAAUGGUGGUUGGGGCAUGAUUAUCACUGGCAACGUCCAGGUUGAUAGUGUGUAUCUGGGAGAUGCACGCGAUGUCACGGUUGACCCUACCAAAGAAACCGAGCUUCUAUAG